AACAGGCAGAAUGUAGAUGUGAAUGACUGCAAUUACUAUGUUUACACUAAGUGUUUAUACGCAGUGUCUAUAUAUGUAUGUCGUAAAUUAAGUCACUCGCUCAGCAGAAAGCCAUCUGUUUCCUAAACCCACCAGGAGAAGAGAAGCAAGGCAGAAUAUUCCAGAGGUUGGUACUGAGUGAAGUCUGUAAUCCCAGAUUACUGUCUCGUCCUCAUCCAUGGGAUUAGUGAAGGCACCAGGGUGUAAACACACAUAUUCCCUUCCCUCAACAUACACGUUCACGUCGCUCUUCACUAUCAAACUGACAUUUUUUAAAUCUAACAGGAAUUAAUUUUUUUCUCUCCAAGACUUCCAAAAAGACGGACAAGUGUCCUUUUAGAUUUUGGAAUAUCUAGGAUUUGGAGUCAUGGCUCUGCUGAGAUCAGGCUGGCUCUGGCGGCAGUCGUCAAUCCUCAGGCGCUGGAAGCUGAACUGGUGUGACCUGUGGAUAGACGGGAGUCUGGUGUUUUAUAUGACAGACUCAAGGAAGGACUAUGAGACUAGAGUGAGUCUGAAGAGUACAUGUGUGAAUGUGAAGUCUGGCCUGGAGUGUGCAGGCGUGUCUCCACCGGAGAGCCACCCGAGAGAGAAUCUGUUGGUGUUGUACCUGAAGGACGGAUCCACUGUGUUCCUGUGUGCUAACAGUGAGGAUGAGGCUCUGGCUUGGAAGCUGACAAUCAUGGAAGCAAAGCAAAGUCCUUUCUAUAUUUAUGAUCCCUAUAAUGACACGUACCAGUCUGUUCCUGUUAAUGGACACAAUGCUGUGUACAUCACGCCAGGCAGUGGCAGUGGAGGUACACACCAUGUCUGGGUGCACAAGGAGCGCUGUGAUAACUGGAUUGGAGAGCAGAUAGCACUGGGUUUGCUGGCUGGUAUGGCAGCAGGCACUGUGCUACGCUCGUUCCUCUGGAUGCCUCUGUGGUACUGCUGAUACACCCGCUGGCUUCCAGACGAUCCCAUCUUAAGCCAGUCACUGCAAGGCAGUAGAGAAAGACUUGGCUCUGACAGAUUGCUUCUGUAGGCUUCAAUCAGCUGCCCAAAUGUGUACCGAAUACACAAACGUACAACCAGUUACAAGGGUUAAAUAGGAUAAAGUGUAGCAGAUGGUUUAAAUCUCAUUGGGCUCCACAUUGUAUGGUUGUGUGAGGAGUGUCAUAUAGAAGAGGAUGAUGGAGAAGACCAAAGUAUUGUCAUUUGGUGUAUUUUUCAAUGUAUAUACAUUUGGACCAUACAUUGGUUGCUAUUUUGACAGUAGGGUCGAAAUACCUGAUGUUUUUUCCCCAUAAAACAGUGGCUAGAUGCACUUGUGUACUGCACUGAGCUAUAAUGUAAAAUUUUAAAUCAAUUACCCAGAAUUCACCACUAGAGGGUAGACACACUGCAGCAAUGCAAAUAAAUUGACUUGCCUGAACUUUUCUGCUUAUCUUCCCUAACUCAGGUCAAAGCUUGUGUAUUACAUAUUACUCUCAAAACACUGUACAUGCAGCAUAUAAUAUAGUAUCCUGGGGCUGUUAAAUACCUUCAAAAGUAGUGUUCAGAUUUCACUGACUUAAAAUAUUUACUAUUCAAAUACUAGAUAAGGAGUAAAUCACAGUAUUCUAGUGAUUUGGUGUGUCAAAAUUCAAAUUGUUUCAAGACAGGACUUUUCAGGUAUUUGGGAGCUAUUAUGUUGUCACAUUUAUUAGUUAAUUUACUAGUUACAAAGUUUAGGCAGUCAUGCUAGCAACCAAUACUGUAGUGAUGCGAAUGAGUUGGCUCUUUGAACUGGUUCGCUUUUAGGUGACCUGUGACAGCUGACUCGCACAGAGCCGUUACUCUUGCAGUGUCAUUUAAUCAAAAUACAUGAAUGAAAUUUAGCCAUAUCAACCAUAGCUAUGCAAAAAAGAACUGGUCAAAAUAUUUCAAACUUCGCCAGGUUAAAAAAAGAAAAUGGCAACAAGCAGUAUGGGAAUCUAAAAAGUCGGUUCUUACUGGUGAGCUGAGCCAAAUGAUCUGACUCACUGAAAAGAGUCAGAGUUUCCUGUUACUAAUGUACUGUCCCCUUUCUUUUCCUAAGUGAAGCAACAAGGCUUUUGGAAACAUGUUUCUUUGAAAUUGUGUUAGGCCACUAGAAGUAAAAUAUUCAAAAGUCAUGAUAGAAAGUUGAAAGAGUCAAAUUUUUUGGAUGAGCUGAUCCAAAUGAUCUGACUCACUGAAAAAAUCCAGAGCUCCCAUCACUACUUCGUAGCUCUUUCGUGUGCCAGGUGACUAAAAGUGAAAUAUGUGAAUGUGAAUUUUCACCUUCCAAGACAUAUUAUAAAUACUAUGUGAAGUCAGUUAGUAUUCCAAUAAAUACAAAUUCAACAGACCUGCAAAGCAUGACACCAUGAUGCUAAAAACUUUUUAAAAAUGUGUCUCCACAUUAAUGAACUCUAGGAUUGAGAGUUAUCACCUGAGCUUUGAGUGCUAAAAGCAGACUGCAUGAAGUAUUCAUGUCCAUGAGUGUUGCAUAAGGAGCUUAUUCAUUAUUAACACCCAACUCUGACAACACAGUUCCUCUGUGACGGGGUGUUUCCACUGGAACAGGCUUCAGAGGAAAGGUUUAACAUUUCUACCCAGAUAUACAAGGUGCUCAUGGGUGCUGUGAAGAGUCCCGGUACUGCCAAGCUGUGAAUGGUGGGAACUUUUGAACACGGCCCACUCUAGUCUACUGUGCUGUACUUGUGUAUUUGAAAAUAAAGUUCAUCUUCUCCUUCUAAAUAUUAUUUCGAACUUCUCUGACUGUUGCAAGUGAGGAAGCUUGUGGGCGAAGUACAGAUAAAUCAUAGAGCACAGUUAUUCUGAGUAAGAGACUAUUUAAAGCACAGCUAGGAUGUAGUGGGACUUGUGAGUAAUUCAGAGGCAUAGAUGACAGAGAUAGAGACAAUUACAAUAUUUCAUGUAUUGAUGACCAGCUUUGCAGUUUGGAAAUUCUUUAUGUGCAUU
This is a messenger RNA of Pangasianodon hypophthalmus (striped catfish), 3003 nucleotides long. RefSeq names its product pleckstrin homology domain containing B1 (gene plekhb1). Gene Ontology annotation, cellular component: membrane. NCBI's taxonomy places the organism in Eukaryota, Metazoa, Chordata, Actinopteri, Siluriformes, Pangasiidae. Gene Ontology annotation, biological process: regulation of cell differentiation. The record is from RefSeq and is a predicted model, not a curated record. Bases 407 to 970 code for a protein of 187 amino acids. The transcript has 6 exons.